AUGAUCUCUUAAGCUGCCCUACACAGUUUAGAGAACAAGUUCAGUUCUCUGAUGUCCACAAACUCAGAUUGAUUAAGCACUGCUUCUCCUGUGUUUGGCGGUUCUGGGAGCCACAGAAACAAUGCUGCCAAAAUUUCACAAGUGGUUGCCUCUUCUAUUUUUCUUCUUUUCAACUUGUACUGCAAUUUUUGCUACACGUGAAAACUGCUGUAUCUUGGAUGAACGAUUCGGAAACUUUUGUCCUACAACAUGCGGCAUUGCAGAUUUCGCAACCAGUUAUCAUUCAGUUGUUGAUGGAGAUCUUCGGAUCCUUGAACAAUUGUUGCAGGACAUUUCUAAUUCUUCAGGUGUCACUGACAAUUUGAUACGCCAGAUCCGACAAGUGCAUGUCCAGCCAGCAACUCAAACAAGUGUGGUUCCAGGUUAUACACAGAAGUCCAGACAAAUCAUUGAUGAAAUUAUCAGAUAUGAAAACAUCAUUGUCGGCCAUGAAAAUACUAUACAGCAAUUGACAGACAUGCUGAUAUUAAACAAUAACAAGAUUCAGUUAUUAAAGCAGAAAACUGCUCAGCUCGAGGCACAAUGUCAACAGCCAUGUAGAGACACUGUCCAGAUACAAGAAUUAACUGGAAGAGCUUGAUGGCAGUGAAGACUUUCACAAAACCUGGAAUCAGUAUAAGGAAGGAUUUGGACAUCUGUCACCCAAUGACAAUACAGAAUUCUGGUUGGGAAAUGAAAAGAUUCAUUUAAUAACUACUCAGACUACAGUCCCCUAUGCCUUGAGAAUAGAGCUGGAGGAUUGGAGUAACCAAAAAAGCUAUGCCGAUUAUGCCCAUUUCAAAUUGGGAAAUGAAGCUGACAAAUACCGUUUGAUCUAUGCCUACUUCGCUGGGGGUGAAGCUGGGGAUGCCUUUGAUGGGUUUGAUUUUGGAGACGAUCCCAGCGACAAGUUUUUUACUUCUCACAACGGCAUACAGUUUAGCACGCCUGACAGCGAUAAUGAUAAAUAUGAAGGCAACUGUGCUGAACAAGAUGGAUCUGGGUGGUGGAUGAACAAGUGUCAUGCCGCCCAUCUGAAUGGCAAAUAUUAUUCAGGAGGCACUUAUACCGAGAAAGACGCAGGUCCAACUGGCUAUGACAAUGGCAUUAUCUGGGCAACUUGGCGUGAUCGGUGGUACUCCUUAAAGAAAACAGUUAUGAAAGUCAUUCCUUUCACCAGACUCGCAAUUGUAACAGGGCAACAAAGUGGAGGAGUGAAAGAUGUUGAUUUUGGAAGCCGUGGAGACAUUUAGAAAGACAACUGCCUUUGUAAAGGCAACGAUGAACACCAAUGCUAUCGAAUUUUGAGCAUAUUGUUUACAAUAAAACGGCACAUUCAUGACAAGAAGUGUAUUUUUUUUAAGAAAAAAAAAUCAUCUUAAGUUUUCUAAUAAACAUACAUGAUUACUGAUCAUA
Molecule: messenger RNA, 1455 nt
Organism: Thamnophis sirtalis
Lineage: Eukaryota; Metazoa; Chordata; Lepidosauria; Squamata; Natricidae
Source: RefSeq, a predicted model, not a curated record